AUGACGGAGAUUUUGCAGUUCCACCGUCAUCUUCAAGAAAUGAUGGCAGGAUUGGUGUUGGACUAUGUUGCUGAGGAUUCGCAAGAUCUGGCUAGUGACAUAAUGGAGAAUUUCAUGAGGACUUUUCAUUGUUGUGGUUAUCACAACGGUACCGACUUCAACUAUUCGGCACAGUUUGAUCGAAGACGCGCCUUGAACGGAACUAUCCUGUAUCUGCAGUAUCCGAUUCCCUGUUGCAAGCACAACGAACGUCAGCAAAGAGCUGCCGGUUGUCCAACGACUUUCACUCCGGAAAACAGUAACUUUGAUCGCGGAUGUUGGCCGGUUUUUAAUGCGCUGUUUCAUAAAUAUGUUUAUAUUAUUGGAUGCGCUUGGGUUGGUGUUGUUCUAUUCCAGAUUCUUAUUCUUGCGGCAACCAUCUUUUUCGUUCGAAAUGAAAUGAGUCGCCUGGGGCCGUUCGGACUCAAACUGGGGAAGUCAACUUUUGAAGAUGAGGAACUGGCCGACGAGGAGUUCGUGCAAUAA
Messenger RNA from Echinostoma caproni, 525 nucleotides. The record is from the annotation of a GenBank genome assembly. Lineage: Eukaryota; Metazoa; Platyhelminthes; Trematoda; Plagiorchiida; Echinostomatidae.